CCUUCCAGAAGCUGCAUGCUGCUCCAUUUCACCAGGAGGCUUCUAGGACAACGGCUGUUCGACAGGCUGAUGAAGAUGACUUUUUACGGACAGUUUGUGGCCGGUGAGGACCAGGAGUCCAUCCAGCCCCUAAUCCGGCAUAACAGGGCCUUUGGCGUGGGCUCCAUCCUGGACUACGGAGUGGAGGAGGACCUGAGCCAAGAGGAGGCGGAGCGCCAGGAGAUGGAGUCCUGCACUUCAGCAGCGGAGAGGAAGGACGGAGGCGCCAGUAAGAGGGAGAAGCAGUACCAGGCCCACCAGGCCUUCGGAGACCGCAGGGACGGCGUCGUCAGCGCCCGCACCUACUUCUACGCCAACGAAGCCAAGUGUGACCUCCACAUGGAGACGUUCCUGCGCUGCAUCGAGGCUUCAGGUGGGGCCAGCGAUGACGGCUUCUCAGCCAUCAAGCUCACUGCGCUGGGGAGACCCCAGUUUCUGCUGCAGUUCUCAGACGUGCUGAUCAAGUGGAGACGGUUCUUUCACCAAAUGGCUGCCGAGCAAGGGAAGGCCGGGCUGGAUGCCAUGGACACAAAGCUGGAGGUGGCGGCACUGCAGGAAAGCGUGGCGAGGAUGGGCAUUGCGUCCCGGAAGGAGAUUGAGGACUGGUUCAGAGCAGAGACCCUGGGCGUGUCCGGCACCCUGGACCUGCUGGACUGGAACAGCCUCGUCGACAGCAGGACCGAGCUCUCCAAGCACCUGGUGGUCCCUAACAUGCAGACAGGACAGCUGGAGCCUCUGCUGUCGGGGUUCACCGAGGAGGAGGAGCAGCAGAUGAGGAGGAUGCUGCAGAGGAUGGAUGUCCUGGCCAAGAAAGCCACCAAGGCGGGGGUGCGGCUGAUGGUGGACGCGGAGCAGACCUACUUCCAGCCGGCCAUCAGCCGCCUGACGCUGGAAAUGCAGCGCAAGUUCAACGUGGAGAAGCCGCUCAUCUUCAACACGUACCAGUGCUACCUCAGGGAUGCCUAUGACAAUGUCACCCUGGACUUGGAGCUGGCUCGCCGAGAGGGCUGGUGUUUUGGAGCCAAGCUGGUGCGGGGUGCCUACAUGGCCCAGGAGCGGGCCCGCGCUGCGGAGAUCGGCUAUGAGGACCCCAUCAACCCCACGUACGAGGCCACCAACGCCAUGUACCACAGGUGCCUCAAUUAUGUCCUGGAGGAACUGAAGAACAAUGGCAAGGCUGAAGUGAUGGUGGCCUCCCACAACGAGGACACGGUGCGCUUCACGCUGCGCAGGUAAGGUGGCCCCGCCCACAUUUGUCUGAGUGCUCCCGGGUCAGGGAAGAGCUUGGCGAGACCCUGGAAGCAUGUACAGCAAACAUGUCAAACUCAAAGGCUAA
Molecule: messenger RNA, 1375 nt
Organism: Myotis brandtii (Brandt's bat)
Lineage: Eukaryota; Metazoa; Chordata; Mammalia; Chiroptera; Vespertilionidae
Product: proline dehydrogenase 1, mitochondrial
Exons: 12
Coding region: 16-1275 (419 amino acids)
Cellular component (GO): mitochondrion
Molecular function (GO): FAD binding; proline dehydrogenase activity
Source: RefSeq, a predicted model, not a curated record